UUGAUAUGGCGUUUAUGCUCUCCAAUUAAUGUCUGGCCGAAGUGUCCUCUUUUUCUCCCUAUCAUUUUUCUAUAUGGUGCUUGCCUGUUAAAAUUUGUUGUGUCGUUGUUUUCUUUGUGAAAUCGAUGUAUAUUUCUUAUUAAAUUGAGUUUAAUUAUGGUGGUAUUUUCACUCACGUUAAUUCGACAUGGAGAAACUGCUCAUAAUAAAGAUAAUGUGAUUCAAGGCCAACUAGAUGUACCGCUAUCACAAACAGGUCUUCAACAAGCCGAGCUCUUGGGAGUUCACUUGCAAUAUCAGCAAUAUAGUCAUGUCUACGUCAGUGAUCUAACUAGAGCUAAGCAAACAGCUGAAAGUAUUAUUCGACAGAAUAAAUCAUUCAAAGCUACUCUUCAUCAUGACUGGCGUUUGAGAGAAAGGAAGUUUGGUAAUGUUGAAGGCAAAAGUUUUAAGUACCUGAGAGAAGCAGCUGAAAAAUCAAAUCUAGCUGCAGGCCAGUAUACACCACCCGGAGGAGAAACUAUUCAACAGGUUCAUGAGAGGGCUGUGUCAUUUUUUAAAGAUCUUUGUGAAAUGGUUAAAGAAUGUCCUGAUUUGCCAACUAUUAAUCAAACUACUGCCAAUGGUUCACAUGAUAAUGGAAAACUAAGUGGACAAAAGCGAAAGUGGGAAAAUGGUGAAAAUGAUUCAAGUUGCAAUAAUGAAGUAGAAAACAUUAGUAAAGUUCAUGUAAAAGAAACUUUAAAUGUUGAUGCAGCUGGAGCUUCUUCCACUGUUAAAUCUAAUAAUGGAAUUGAUAAUGUUAAAAAUGGUGCCUCAAAUCAAUUUGAAAAAAUUGCAGAACGCAGUAGACCAACAUUAGAUGUAGAUUCACUUCAAAAUGGUGGUUUGAAUGAAAAAGGUCCCUUUUCUGCUAUGUUUACAGAUGAUGACAUAAGAUCACAAAUAAUGUCAAACUGUAAUGAUAUUCCUAACAUAGAGUGUCCAAAUGUUUCGCUGUCCCCGCUGGUAGACCAAAAUUUUAUAUCGUUGCCUGUUUUUUCACUACAAGAAAAAAACCAAGAUUUAGAGCAAGAACGACGUCUAUCUGUUUGUAGCUCAUGUGAUGAUGCUGACAGUGGCCCUACUUUGAUGGCCAAUAUAUUAGUAGUUAGUCAUGGCGGGUGGCUACGAGAAUUAUUUCGACAUUUUGUUGAAGAUCUAGAUUGCUCUGUUCCUGGUGGUAGAAAACAGGCUUUGCGUAUUAGCCCCAAUGCGGGAUUAUCCAAAUUUACUGUUUCCUUAGAAGAUCAUGAUGGCCAUCCGAAAAUAAUUUGUCUUCAGAUUCACGAUAAGCAACAUUUAGUUUCAACCUGCUACAAUAAUAAAAUUUUAAGUCCAGAUGAAGUUGCAUUGUAAACUAUUUGAGGCAAAAUUAGGUGCUUUUAUGAGUUCUUUUUAUAAUGAAUGUUGGGUCUGUUUAGUUUUUCAGAAGCAUUGCGAAUAUUCUUAGCUAUUCAUUUGUAAAUGUCUCAUUAAAAAAGUGUAUAACUUGUUUUAAAUUGUCUAAUUUACAUUCUUUGUUUAAAAGGAGAAUUAUGUUGUGGCAUGUGGGAUAUUAAAAUAUUUCUCAAGUUAAAAAACUGCACUUUCAAAGUUUAAAAUGUGAUGGAUAUUAAUUAGUUAGGUAUUCAAUUUUCUAUCUAUUGUACAAACCAAACAUUUGUAUAACUGUGUAUCUUAGAAACUUAGAAUGUGUUUUAUAAUAGGAAUUUCAAAUAUAACUUUUAUCAAUUUUUAAUUCUAAGUUAUUUAAAAUGUCUCAGCUUAGAGUAUGAUUUGGUGGAGAAUAUUCAUCAGUAUGUUCCAAAUUACUCAUUUUUAUUAUUGUCAUUCUUACAUGUUACUCAUUUUUGUUAAGCUGUUUCUAAAUGUGUAAGCUCUUUAUGGUAUUAAGUAACUUAGAAAAAAUUAACUUGCAUAGAUUCUAAUCGAAAUCAAGUUCAAAUAUCAACAAUUAUCAGGUUAAAGUUAAAAUAUGCUUAUUGUACUUAACCUUAAAAUAUUUAAGACAGUGGAAAGUCCUGUAUCUAGAAUCACAAAACUUCAGCAAGUCUGAGAAAUAGAUUUUUCUGGAUAGUAGGUCUUUAAGGAUAACAAAGAUAAAAACAUACAUCAAUAUUUCUAUAAUAAUAUUUUGUUUGUUAAAUGACAUUUAAAUAACUAAAAAAUAUUUAAUAUAAUGAAAUAAAUGUCAACAAUAAAAUAUAUCCUAAAAAUGGAAAAGCAAUCAGUUGAACUUUUUCUUUCAUGAAUAAAAAUCCAUUUCUCUCCUAUGUAUUAUUUCUUUCAAUUGGUUUGAAGAAUUAGCGCAGAUAUUAAAUUUAAAUCAAAGCAAAGCCUAUCUGCAGGUGUUUCUCUCAAACAAUUAAUAACAUUCAGCUUCAUUUAAUAUUCAUAACAUAUUGCUUUCAUUGAAGUUGGUUUUUCUGUAACUGCUCUUGUCUCUUCAACAACUCAUUAAAGCUGUAUAUUAUCUAACUAUCAUAAACACAGCAAAAGGAAGAAAGUGAAGAAAAAAUUUUUUUUGUGUAAAAUUGUAGAACAAAUCAAGAACAGAAAAGUAGGAAAUAUUUUUAUAUUUUAUUUUAGAAAAGAUGAAGAGAUUUAUUUAUUUGAUUAUUGAAAAUUGUCCAAAAAAUAGACUUUUCUCCGGUAAAUGGACAGCCAGAAAUGGGACUUAGUACUGUAUAUAGAUAAUGCAUAGCUAUUUACAUUUAUACUUACUGCGGGAGAAUUUUCUCAAGUGUAUUAAAAUAAUUGAAGUUAGGAAAAAUAUUGUUAAUUUCACCAGUCCUUAAAAAACAUGAUUGUGUGAUUUAUAAAUAGUUGCCGCCCUAACUGGAUUUUGUCACAUUCAACUUGUCCUCUACUUUAAGUUCUGCUUUUUGUAUAUUUUAGAAAAUUUCUUGAUAUAGUGUAAAGUCCUGUUUCGUAAUUUUUUUGGGCUUCCUGCCACAAAUCUCUCUAGCACUAAUGUCUUUCUGCUAGAUAAUUUUAAUAACAACAAAUAUACAUGUUACUAAUUAAAUUUAAAGUAACAGAAAUGUUGUGUUUAUAAAAAAAAUAAUAAUCUAUUCGAAUAAAAUAAAAUUGUAUUUAAUUUUUAAAUGAAUAUGUAAUAUUUUUUAUUAUUCUAAUAUAUGUGAGAUUCUCACAUAUUGUAAGAAAAAAACUCACUUAUUUUAUCCUUUUUCGCAUUCUCUGAGCCCUAUCACAUCAACAACAACAAAAAAGUUAGUAAUCCGUAGCAGUGACUACUGAAGAAAAAAAAAAUCGACAGCGAAAUCGCACGAAUUAAAUUAUAUCAUAUUUGAAACACGGUAUUUCAAAAACAGUGUGAAAGAAAUGCCCCCCCCCCCUUUAAAAAAAAGCGAUAUAAUCAUUGCUUUAAAAAUUAAAUAUUCAUAAGCACAAUUCUAAUUUCCCAAUCUGUCAAAAAUAUAUUGUGAUAUAGAAAAACCAUGUGAAAAUCAAUAACUGCAAAAAAUACAAUUUGAAGCACUGGAUGGAUUUGCGAUAGUAUUUGCAAAAACAGAGAUACCAACUGCUCUGGACACACCAAAAUAAUUUUAAAAAUGGUAAAUAACUACAAACUAAAUUUUGCAUGUAUUUGACUAUUUUUGCUUGCUUUUUAAAAGGUAUAGCAUGACAUAACUACUCUAAAGUGGUGAAUUAUAUAAGCCUACAAAUUAUUUCGAAAUAGUGGUGGAUAAAAGUCUACUUAGUUAAAUUUAUUAAACCUAGAAUCGCAAUUGAUAAACUACCACUUUAAAAUAUUUAUUUGCUGUCCGGAGCAAAUUGGCAUCUUUGCGUAAAGUAAGCGCAUCAAAAAGUGAUUAUUUAAUUGCGCAAUUUGAAUUUUACGUAAAAAAAUAAUAUUACCUAAAAAAUAACCAGAAUUUUAAAAUACCCAUAGAAUUAAGUAUCACUAUCAAUAAAAAGUAAAAAAAAUGACAAUCAUCCCAUUAAAAAUAAUUAAUUGAUUUGAGUUUUGCUUAUAAUUAAUUUAUUAAAAUAAACAUCAGGAUAUGUAUAUUUUUUUAAUGUGAAAUUUCGUAGCAAUAACUGUCGUAAGAACGAUUCAAAUACCGCGUGGAUUAACAAGAAUAUCGGCGCAAAACUAGCGUGUUGAAGAAUGAUUUCUUAAAUCCGUAACUCGAAUUUUGCAUUAUGCAGUAAUAUCGGUAUAUUUCAAAAAUUCCCGAGAAGAUAUGGAAUAACUGAGCAAUAAAGGGCAUCCGGAUUUCGAAAAAGCAAAACAAAAAUUCCUAGCAAUAACUAUCGAAGGAACGAUUGAAAUACCAUAUGAAUUCUACCACAGGGAUGCUAAGUUUCUGAAAAAUCCUCAACAAGAAUAUCGGUGCAAAAUGAGUGUGUCAAAAAAUGAUUUCUUGAAUCCGUGAUUCGAAUUUCGCGCGCCGUAAUGAUAUUGGCAUAUUUCAAAAAUUCACGAGAAUAUAAUUAAUAACUGAGCAAUAACAAAGCAUAUAAUUCGUAGCAAUAAUUGUCGAAAGAACGAAUGAAAUACCGCUUGGAUUAUUGGUGCAUAAUGAGCCACAUCAAAGAAUGAUUGCUGGAGGGAAAAAAAUCUCUCAACAUUUCUGCAGAAAAGAAAUUUUUUACUCCAUUAUUCUAUAUUUUACAUUCUUCUCAAAUAAGAAUAGAAAAAUCACUAACAUUUCUUUCCCCUCUGAUGUGCAAAAAAGGCAUCUUUUAAACAUAAUUUUAGAGAUCAAAAAUUUCUGCAGAAAAGAAAACCAAAAUUCUUUCUGCAAGAACUCCGUAACAUUAUGCGACAAUGUCACCGCGAUUCUGCCACGGGUGUAAAGUUUCUGAAAAAAUCCUCAACAAUUUUUUUUCACUCAAUUUAUCUCUUCUUUAGUAAUUUAAUGUAUCAUUCCAUGAUCAUUUGUGGGACAUUUUCUUAAUGUAUUGUAUCAUAAUAUAUUUAGUAUUUAAAAAAAAAGAAAAUUUAUAUAAUAAAUAGGAAGUGAAUAUAUUUGUAUUUUUUUAGGAGUCUUUUUUUGAAAGUCUUCGAAAACAUUAUUUAUUGCAAUUAAAUCAGUCUCAUGUUGGGUGAAGCUGAUUCAUUAAAAAAAAAAUUAAAUAUUUUAAUUCAAAUGAGUUAAAAAAUGAUUUGAUGAACAUAAUUUUUUCCAUAAGAGUAUACUAAAACUACUGCAAAGAAUUUACAUAAGUUAUAAGUCAUAUCUUUAUUGCAAGUGUUGAAUAAUUAUCUUUGUUAUUGUGUGCUAUAGCCUAUAUGUUAUUCAAGAUAUUCUUGAAACCAUCUAAAUGGAAUUUAUUAUCUUUUGCUAUUUAAAAUUAUGAAUUAAAAAAUGUAAUAAAAUUUUUUUUAAAUCAAUUUAGUCAGUCACAAACAAAAAAAAUCUUUAUUGUCAAUUUAAGUUUGUAAAGUUUGUAGUUUUUGUGUUUCAGUUCCCUUUAUUGAUCAUAAAAUUUCCUCUGUGGGGAAUAAUUUACAUGUUGCAUUAGUGUGCAAUAAAUGUUCGAUUGCAUUGUAAAAUCUACUGUACUUGCCUAACUCAUAGGUUGAAAAAAAUCUGGUUCUGUUUCUACGUUGAACAUUGUGAUUGUUAAAGAGUUAUGCAUUUCAGAGAUAUAUUGAAUUGGAAUUUUGGUCUCUUAAAAGUGCAUUUGAUUUUAUGUAGUUUUUAAUAAUUUAUUAAAUUUUAUCUGGAAAUAAAAAUGAAUUUUUUAUAUUAAAAAUUUACUUGUGAAUAUUGAAUUAACAGAAUUUCCAUAGAUUGAAAAAUGUCAAUUGGAGAAAUUAUUAUAUGGGGCAAUGUUAAUUCCAUGAAAUGUUUUUUUUUUUAAUAUAUUUAAAUUCAUAUGACUUUUUAAAAAAGUAUUUAAUCAACUUUUUUUUUUCUUCGUAAAAAGUAUGCUAAAAGUACUGCUAUGAAUUUGCAUAAGUUAUGUUGCAAGUCAUCUUUAUUGCAAAUGUUAAAAAAUAAUAGUUUUUGUGUAGUUUUAUAACCUAUAUGUUGUUAUAGAAAUUGUUGAAACUUUCUAAAAGGAAUGUUAUCCUUCACUAUUUAAAAUUAUGAAUUUGAAGUUAUAAGAAAUAUUUUUUUUAAUCAAUUUAGUCAGUCAGAAACAAAAAAAUUUUUUUUGUGAAUUUUAAUUUAUAAAUUAUUAUAUAUGUGAUAUAGUUAUCGUGUUUUUGUUCCUUUUAUUGUUUAUAAAAGUUUCUUUGUGGGGAACAUUCUACUUGUUGCAAUUGUUUCAUAAAACAUUUUAUAUGUUACAGUAUUGUGAAAUCUAUUGGAUUAAUUAAACUCAAAAGUUGAAAAAAUCUGGUUUCAUUUCUAAGUGAACUUUGUGAUUGUUAAAAGGUGAUUGAUUGUCAAAGAUGUAUUGAAAUUGAAUUCAUAAGCUGAUCCAUUAAAAGAUAAAUUCUUCAUAUUAAAAAUUUGCCAGUUAAUGUUGAAUGAUUAGCAGUUUCCAUGGGUUUUAGUUUAUAAGUGCCUAUCUUUAUCUUUUUUCUAACAAUGAAAUUUUGCAUUUAAUUUCAGUUUAAAGUCAGCUUGGCUAAAAAAAAAAAAAAAAUAAUAAGCUAAUAACAAAGUUCCCUGAUCUCAAUUUUUUCUUGUGCCUGAUAUUAUGUUUUCAGUAAACAUUUAAAGGGAAAAAAAAAUUUAAAGUGUUUUUUUUUUUUAAGCAUUGAAAUGUAAACAAUAAAAAUGCUAAGGAAACCUAUAAAAACAUUUGAAUAUUUGGCUUUUGAUUCCUAUCCAAUAAGUUAUAGUUUAUUUUCACUGCCUAAAUUUUAAGAUUGAUUACUUUUUUCUAACACUUUCUAAAUAGCUAAUGUUAGCCAAUAGUAAGUAAACAACUUGUACUUGGAUUCAGAACUUUAAGAUAAUUUUAUAAGGAACACACUAAAUAUCGCAAGAAAUAGGCCUCAAAUUGUUCUCUUCAUCUCGCAAAUGUAAUUUUUACAUCUUGCCUACUUUUGUAGGGUGACUAAGUAUUAAAUGUGAUAAAAAAGAAUGAUCAGUUUCGACCCAAUGUCUGAAAAUAUCAUUCCCAACUUCUUGUGAGCAUUUUAGUUUCUGUUAUUAUGCAUUUUAUACUUCAUAUUUUUCAGGACACUGGGAACAAGCAUUGCUUUAAGUAUUUUCUGCAUUUUUAUGUUCAGACUGACUUCUUCAACAGUUCAGUGUAUGGUUCUUUUCGGUUUGCAGCAAGCGUAUAAUAAAUUUCACAUUUUGAUUAUUCAUACUUAGACAUAUUUUAUGUAUUUCAGGAUGCUUUCAAUUUUUAAGAAAAAUCUGCAAACUUUUUAAUUUUAAGUACUAUGUAUCCCAUUCUAAUAAAGAGAAGCAUUUAUUUCCCAUCUCUUUCUAAAGGUAUUGUAUUGUAAAAUAAUACUUUAUCAUCAAAAAUUUGUUAAGAAUGAAAGAUACAAAGGAAUUAAAAUAUCAAAAAUUUAACGUAUAUUCCAAGACAGGGCAAAAUAAUUCCUAUGAUUUUGCCCAAACACUUGUGUAUUAGUAUUAUAAGUAGGGGGAGAGGGAGUUUGUGUGGACUUUGGGCUAAUUUGGACAUCUUGAAUCAUUUUUUUAAUUUAUUGUACAAAUUGUCUCAGUGAGAUAUCGUAAAUUGGCAUGCACUUCCAUGUGUAGUUACAUAAUCACACUGAAUACUUUAGCAGAAAUUUGUAAAAUAAGGUUUUUGAUGUGGAAAAGUAACUUUCAAAUAUUUUAUUUUCUGAAUUUCUACUAAAGGUUAUAAAUAUUAUUUUUUGCCUUUUUCGAUAUUAAUUUUUAUUCUGUAUAGUUUCAAUUGUUCGGUAUUACUCAAAGAUAUGUUUUCAUAUGGCUAUUGUAGACAUGUGGUUGGGCUCGUGUGGACAUGCUUUAAGUUUAAUUUUUCAUUUAUAAAUAAGCUACUUUAGUUUUUUUUUUGUUUUAAGUCACAAUGAUGCUAGAUGAAUAUGAAUAAAUUGAAAUUUCUUAACAGCACAGACUAAUUAGGAGUUAAAAACUUUGUGUUAGUCUUUUUUUUUCUUUUCUUUUUGAAGGAAUAAAACAGUGUUGUACAUUAUGUGAAAGGGGAAAUUGUCUAUGUAAAUCAUGAUCUUCAUUUAUUUUUAAAAAAAAAUUAUGGCUCUUCUAAUCAUAAAUUUUUCCUUUUUUUAAAAAAAGAAAAAAAGCUCUCAAAUCUCAACAUAAGAAAUAGUUAAACUUCCAUAGCCAGUAGCUGAUCAGCCCAACCAUAGCCAUAGCAAACUUCUAUAUUACCAGAUCUGCACCUCAAUACACAUUUAAAAUUGACAUUUUAAUAUUUUUUGAUAGAAUAAAGAUAGAUUUCAAGAUAUCUAUCAUAAACCAAAUUGAAUAAUGGUUUUCAACUAUAUCCAUUUGCAUUCCAACUGCAUAUCUGAUUAUAGUGAAAUGCUUUAUUACAAAUUAGCAUUUUUAUCAAUAUUUAUUCUCCAAUAAGGCUUAGAUUGAAAUUAAUUUAAUUUUGGCUUUAUAUAUACCUUUCUAAAGAGUAAUAAAUGGCUACUUCACAAGUCAUCAGGUUUGUUCCUACUAGCCUCAAAGCUUGUCCACACUAGCCUCAUGUAGUAGGCUAGUGUUGACAAAAACAAUCCUAUUUAAAAAAAAAUUUAUGGAAAAGCUAAAUUAGUAAUUCCAAAUAUGAACUUAGAAUGCAGGGAAAAGUUCAAACUAUUGUUGAAAAAAAUUCUAAAUAUAUUAAAAUUUUAUUUAAUAUGGCUCUUAUCAAAUUUGUAAAAGAUGUUGACACUAACCCCCUCUAACAUAUUCUAAAACUUAAAAAAAAUAAUUAUGCUAUUGUGAAUUGUAAUUGUUUCUCAUUUAAUUAGCAAUAGGUAAACAGUAAAAUUUUUGAUUUUUCCUAAUAGGUAUAACAGUGAUAUUUUUGUUAAAAAAUGUUUAAAAUUAUGUAUUUCUCUAUAAAAAAUCUCUUAAAGUGUUCUGUCUAAAACCCCAUUUUUUUAAUGACUAUAAAAAAAAUACCCUCCUGAUUCUUUAUUGUAUUGAAUUGUAAAAUUAUCAGGUCUACUUGUCCGAAAAAAUAAAUACUGGUAAUAAUAACAUUUAUUUCUUUUUGUACAAAAGAAAUGAAGGUAUUCAUUACUAUAAUUAGUUAUUAAUGAUUUUGAAGUAAAUUUACAUGGGAGAAAGUGCAUAAUCUCUAUGUUGUAAAAAAAAAGGUGAUAAUAAGUAGGUUUAUUUCUCCCAAAUAAAGAAAAAAUAAAAUAUUCUUACUACCAGCAUUUUGUCUUUUCCGGACAAAUAGCAACUCUGUGUUAAGUGAACAAAAUUUGAGUUGGCAAAAAUGGUGAUUUUACUGUAAAAAAUUCUUGAAAUUUGCAAAAACAUUUCCCGCAGAAAUUCUUUCAUGGCACCAAAGUUUUGGCUCUUAAAUAAAAGCAUUGCGAACCUAAGAGCCAUUUUCUCCAGUUAUGACUUUUUGUUAAAUUGAGACCAUUUUCAAAAUUGCCCUCUCAUUGUAGUUUUUGUUCAAAAAAUUUUUAAAAAAAAUUCUUUUAGACUUUAGCCUUUUCAUAAAAAUCUGACAUGAUGGCAAUGGCUGUUGUUCUACAGGGAAUGAGCCCAAAAUGUGUUUUUUUUUAUAUGCUUUGCAGGCAAUUAUCUUUUGAGUUAUGUUUUUUUUUCUUGUAUCAUUAUUUAUUUUGUAUUGUUUUUUCCUAAUUAAGUAUUUUGUAUAUUUUAAAUUAAAAAUCAUGAAAUUGGUUUAGUUACUUGAUUAAAAUUUAAAAAAAUUCUAAUACUAAAAGGUUCAGCCUCUGCUCGCUAUAUAACCCACCUAUAUGCUCAUCCUAUAACUGCUUAAGCUGUACCUUUUUCGUAGACUGAACUCACUUUUUAUACUUCCCCAGUACCUCCAAUGCUGAUGACUAUUGAUUGCAUGUAUUUUAAAAAUGCUAUAUUUUUAUUUAAGAUUACAUCAUUAAAAUUGAUUUUACAUUGUGUACAAACAAAUGAAAAGAUAAUUGAACAGUGAAUAAGGUUAAUAAAUAUAAUUUUUGUAAGAAUGUGAUUUCAAAUAACUGACUUUUUUAAAAAAAAGUUUUAAAUAUGGAUGAUAUUCUAUGCCAGGAUGCUCUGUAUUACUCACAAACUCCCCAAACUGCUUCAGAUUUUCAUUUCAUUCCAAAUAUUCAUUUAGUAAUCAAAAUUUGCUCUUCACUUUGAUAGUCUUAGAUACCCAUAGAAAGAUAUUGAAGUCUUUAAUUAUUUGACAACAGUGAAACCAAAUGAUUCUAUUUGUCUUAACAUUUGGCUACUGAUUAGUAAUGCUUGCAGACUUGUCAACUUCUGCUUUCGAAAGGAGUCUUUUUCUCUUAUUUAUCAAGUGGUAGGAAAAUGUAUACUUCAGCAUUUCAUUUUUUGAUUAGUAAAUUCAUUUUUCAGUAAUUUUUACCACCACUUUAUAUAAUCAUUUUAAACAAAUAUCCAAGACCUUAUAAUUGUGCAAUGAAGUUUUUAAGUACUUGCUGAAUGUGAGCUGUGGAGAUAGUCAACAAGAGUUUUGCAGGAGUGUGAAAAAUUUCUGUGAUUCCGAUUCCGCUUAUUUAAAAGGUUAAUGGACUUUUGAGACUUAAGACGUUUGACUUAAAAGAUGUGAAUUCUUUGAUUUUUAUGAAAAUUGUUUAGACAAAUAUUUAUUAUUAUAUGAAUAAAAAAAUUAUUUUAUUGCAUAUUAUAAAAAAUCUUUGAAUGGUUCUGAGCUUAUGUUUGAUUGAACUAUUGACAAAUAAAAAACAGAAAUAUUAUUGAAGCUAUUGAAAAAUCAAUAUUAAUAAAUAUCUUUUGAUUUAUUUCUUGUAAAAUUAAUUACAAAGGUAAUGCAUAUAUUUAUUAACUGUAUAAGUUGUUAUAGUUACUUAGUUUAAGAAUAUUCACUUAAUAUUCUUGAUAUAAGAUAGUAAUAAGUGUUUAUGGAAUGGUUUUGCACAAUUUUAAUGUUUUGUAAUAAUAAAUUUGUUAAAAAAAACUUUUCUCAAUUGUUAUGUUUCAAUGUAAUAUUUAAUUUUUACUAAAAUACUGUCAUGUCUAGUACAUAACGAAAUAGAAAUAUGUAAUUUAAAAUUAGGAUUUUCCUUAGAAUAAUAUUAAUUCUUUCUUAGGAUUCAGUGAAAAUUUUAAUAGCUUAGAAGUCAGAGUAGGACUCUUAGAAAGAUCCUGAGUUGAAUAUUUUCCACAAUUUACUCCAGCUCUGUUUUGGACUGUAAACUGGCUCUAGGACUUUCUUUUUUCAACUGAUAUGUUGAUUCAGGUGGGGUUAUAAAAGCACCCUACAAUGAUUUUAUUAGUUAAUAUUUUUUUAUUAUUCAGUUUAUUAAAAAUUAGCUUGCUUAUUUAUUAAUUUGUAUUAUAUUUAUUGUUUUAUAUUUGUAUUAGUGUGUUGAAAAUAAUUAAAUUUGAUUGUUUUUUAGAUUUAAGCUUUACGAAACAUCAGUUUUCUGAUAUUUUUUUUAAAAAAACAGUUAUAUUUUAAAUUUCCCUUUUGGCGUUGUUAAGAAUAUUUAAUUCAGCAAUUUUGCGUUGUCUUUAAUGUUUAAGGAGUUAUUUUCAAGUAUUAGCUAAAUAUACUUCCAUUAUAAGAGUUAAGAAUAUAAACAUUUAAUAUUGCACAAUCCCACUUCUCUUGCCUUUCACAUAUCUUGUGAAAACUAGCCAGCUGCAUUUCCCAGCUUCUAAAAAUUUGUCUGAGGUUUUGCGACAUGUUUAGUUAAAUUUUCAUAAUUAAACCAAUUGAAAUUUUUUUUGUGAUGAUGCAAAUUACAGUUUUACUUUAUCUGUUAAUUUUUUAUGCAGUUUUAUUUUAGAAUUAAAGAUAUGUUUGAAUAAGUGGUAAAAUUUUUGUGCAAUUAUUUUCUGUUCUACUAAACAUCGCUUAAAUUCUUUUUAAAAAGAAAAAUAUUGGAUUUUCGUAUAAACUAAUGAUUUUUUAUUAUCUUAAGUGUCUACCGUUAUUAUGCUCUUUUUAACCUUAAUAAGUAAAUCAUAAACUUCUGUUUGUAAUCAUUGAGAAUUAUGUCAAACAUGCCGUUUAACAGUUUCUUUCAUUUUGCCUUUAGUUAUAAUGAAAAGCCUUGCUAGAUUAGCAUCUAUUUUCAUCUAAAAUAAUUUUUACAAUUUUAUUACGAUUAUUUGGUGUUUGAAGUAUACUUAAUGAUUAAAUUUAUCUAAAUAAAAUUUAAAUAUGUUUAUUAGUUUGAGUUGAAAAAGUUGAAAGUAUCUGAAACCUUCUAGCAGUAGUUGUCAAUUACCAUAGUUGGAAAAUGCUAAAUUUUAUAAUUCUGAAUUGUAAUGUUCUACCUCAAUUUUUGAAUUAUAAAAUUUGGCACAAGAUAUCAAUUUUGAGUUUUAAAAUUUUGCAUACUUCUUAAUGAUAGUUGACAAUUUUUUAGCACUAUUACUUAAAGAUUUAAGAAACUUACAUUUUUUAACCUGCCCUGUUUAUGGUGUAAUAAAUGACAAUUAGUUUCUUUAUUUGGUACUUUUUGUGUCUAAAAAAGUAUUUUAUUUAUUUUUUAGUUUAUCAUAUUUCUGCUGUUGAAAAAGUGUAUGUCAUCAUGUUAAAAAGUUUUUAAUUUUCUUUGAGUGUGAAAUUUGGUUUUGAUUUGUUUAUUCUAAUCUUCACUUCUGUAGAUUAAAUUGCAAAGAAAUUCUAUUUAAAAAAUGGGAUUUUUGGGACCUUUAUUUUAAAUUUCGCAGCUGUAUUUUGCCCUAUACUCAAUAGCGACGUGGACGUAAAGGUUAAGUCUCUAAAAAAAUUUAUGAUAUAAAAAUAAACAAAAAAAAUUUUAAUAAAAAUAUGGAAUUUAUUCUAUUCUGAUGAAUCCUCACAAAGAUUAAUUGGGUCUGCUAUGAAUUGUUCUAUUCAAAAUUUAUGUGAACCCUCUGUUGUGUAUUUUGUAUGAUUUCCAUGAGAAUAUUUAAAUUAUUUAUGAGGUUAAAACCUUCAACUUCUUUUCACCCUAAAUAUACUCCUAUGCUCAAACUUGUUUUUAGUUAUUUAUUUUACUAAUUUUAAACUAGUUUGUAUAAACUGACGUAGAGCUUUAAGAAUGAAUAUUUUAAUUCCAAAUUCUAGCUCAAAACUGUAAUUGAAUUAUAAAAUUUGAUUCAAAAUGUGUAAAUCUAUUAUUUGUAUAUAAGAAACACAGAAUAUAAAGAACAGGCUUUUUAAAGAGCUUUAAGAAUGUUAAUGGCAAUAUAAGAUUGGAAGUCUAUGGAAGAGAUUUUUUAAGAAUGUUUCGAUUGACUGUUUUUUGAUGUAGAAUAUCCAUUUUAAAUAUUGGAGCUUGAGUCUUUAGUUUUUAUAAAAAUUAAAAAAAAAAUUAAUUGAAUUAUAGUUGAUUACAAAUUGAAGCAUUGUCAGUUAUAAAUUACUUGCAACUAAUAAAUGUUUGCAAAUGCUUAUUUUCAAAUAAAUGUGGCUUUAAUCAAGCGUAUGAUAAUUUUCUGUAUUUUAUCAUUUUUAAUUUUUUUUAGUUUAAUCAUAUUUUUACACAUUCAGAAAACUUGUAAUGUGUCUAUAUUUUCUCUGCAUAAAAUAUUGUAGUAUGAUAGUGUGGUUAAGAUUGUAUGCUUUUCAAAUAAAGGAUUUCAUUUAUGUAAAAUGUAUAUCAUUUGUGUAAAAUGAAAGUAAAACUCUCUGCUUCAUAAAAAAUGCAAUAUACAAAACAUUGAAACUUAAACUUCUUAAUUUGCACUGCAGCAUUAUUGAAACAGGAUUAACAAUAGUCUCUGAAAAAUUUCUUGAAAAGUCUUCCUAGUAAACUCCUGAAAAAGUUCUCAAUUUAUGAAACUGUAUUAAUGUCUUUAAAAUGUGCUAUUUUUUAAAUUUUUUUCAUUUUGAAUUAUCUUAGUAUGUUUUUAUUUUUGGCCUCCUGCAAAUGUUUUUAAUAGUGCAAAAAUUGAAAAUUUUAAACAAAUUCCUUAUCUUUAUUUGACUAUAAACCUUAUUAAAUGAAAACAAGUAAAAUUUUGCCAUACCUGGUUGAAAAAGUUUAAGAAAUAAAAGUUUUUAAAUCUCUUCCUGUUAAUCUCAAUAUAAAAUCAGUCUACUUCCAGGUUGUUAUAAUUAAAGUUUCCUUGUUUAGCAGAACAUAAUUUACUCUGCUGAUGAUAUUCGAUGAAACUGAGUAUAAACAUUAAAUUGAAGAGGAAAAAAUAAAUCUGCCAUUAAAGAAAAAAUUAGUUCACAUUUCUACCACCAGGUGAUUAAACAGCAUUUCAAAAAAACAAACACCAAUGAUGACUUAAAACUUUUUUUAAUAUGUUCAUUGUGCAUUCCAUCUUUUUGCAAGUUCCAAAUGCAAUUUAACAUAUUCAACUAUAACAUGAGGGGUAUUUGAGGUAGUGCAGAAACAUGAUAUUAUACUUACUUUAAAUUCAGUUAUAUUUUAAAGCUUCUUCUGUCCUCUUCUUUCUAAGUCUUUAAAUUUACUCACCUUUUUUUAAUUCUUUCUCCUACAUCGGCCAAAGGCAGAAUGAAUUUAUGACAAUAACUGUCUUUUUAUUAUGCUUUAAAUUGCAAUAAGGUCCUUUUGUCAUACAUGAAAAGUGCAAUCUAUCAGUUUAAAUGUAAAAAAAAAAAAAAAAUUUCUCGUGGUUUAUAUAAUGAUAUGCCAAGUUUCAUUGACAUUUCACCAAAGUGAACUGUAUUGGUUUAAAAAGUAACCUUAUUGCCGCUGUGUAUAUUAAAGUGAUAGUUAAUAAAUAAUGCUUUCAUUAAAAAACAUUCUCUGAUUUAGUAACACACACAUUGUGGUAAAAGUUUAAUAAAAUAUUUUGCCAUUAUAUUUCUAGUGCGUGCUAGAAGAAAGUUAUUUAAAACUAUAUUGUUGAUUUGUGCAAAACUGCUUAUUGUUUAUGUUAUUUCAUGAGAAUUUAAAGAAAUUGUAUUUAUGUUCUUGCUUUAACUCCUUUAGAAUAUAAUUGAAAUGUUUGAAAUCUUUAAUAUUUUUGUAAUCUCUUAUAGUUUUGUACUUAUAAGUUAAUAUACAUUGUCACGUCAUUUACUUUGUUCAUGUGCUGUUUAAUUAGAGGAUGAGAGAAUAUUAUCAUUUUGCUUAAAGCUGGCGUAUCAGAAUAGCAUGCUAAGUAAAAAGGCAAUAUUUUGUUUAUCUAGCUCAUUAUAUUUAUUAUGAUUCAUUGCAUUUCUUUUCAUUAUCUUAGUAACCAAGACGUUUUUGUGUUUUCGAUUUUUAUUAAUAAACAGUUUGAUGACUGAAA
Molecule: messenger RNA, 15314 nt
Organism: Parasteatoda tepidariorum (common house spider)
Lineage: Eukaryota; Metazoa; Arthropoda; Arachnida; Araneae; Theridiidae
Product: fructose-2,6-bisphosphatase TIGAR
Biological process (GO): regulation of pentose-phosphate shunt; negative regulation of glycolytic process
Cellular component (GO): cytosol
Molecular function (GO): fructose-2,6-bisphosphate 2-phosphatase activity
Source: RefSeq, a predicted model, not a curated record